Messenger RNA from Symbiodinium pilosum, 1392 nucleotides. The record is from the annotation of a GenBank genome assembly. NCBI's taxonomy places the organism in Eukaryota, Dinophyceae, Suessiales, Symbiodiniaceae.
AUGGCAGACUAUCCCGAGUUCAUGCCAUCAUUGUGCUCAACCAGCGUUCUCAACUUUCUCUGCAUCGCGCUGAAUCAGGUUCCUGCAGCAGUUGAGAUUGUUACGCACACCUUUGUCAAGAUCUCUGCAGACCCGCAACACUUGCCGGUCUUCCUUGGCGGUUCCGUGGGUGACAUCCUGGAGUCAUUUUUCAAGUCCACAAACUAUCUGCGCCCGAACGAUGCGAGCAGCUUUGACCGGAUGCAGCAGUGGGCACGAGACAUCUCUGCGAUGGCACACUGCGCCCACACCAUGGGCACGAUGAUAAAGUACGACCACGCCGUUCAGGUGGACCUUCGCACCAUCGGGGCCAUCUUUGCAAGCAUGUCAGACAACUUGCGCUUGGUUUCUGAGCUAUCCCGGCUCUUCUACUGGGUCUGUCGCAAGUCUCCUGAUCUGUUUGAGACCCUGAUGGAAUCCGCUCCUGGCGUCGGUGGGCUGGAAGGCCUAGAUACCUUGCUGUUUUCCUUGGUGGCUACGUGGAAGCAGUCUGUGGAUUUGCACCAGCGACUGGUGGCUGCUGCCAGAGCCGGAAGCGGCAGCGGUUUGGAAGACUUCCUUGUUGAUGACAUAGACAAGUCGGUUGCUAUUGAGUUCGGUUCAGAAGAAUAUGGUCACAAGGUGGAGUAUGCCGAGAUGAGGCUCUGCUACAUGAACUGCCUCCUCUGGGUUUUACUGCCGCAGUGGAGCCUUCGGUGGCGCCUCCGCGAUUUCGGUUUGAAGGAUCUUUACCUUGCCGUGGAGCUGCGAGAGCCGGUGCUGCUGCAGGUCCUCCUGGGCACCAUGCGCCAUCUCCUGGACCAGGAGCAGGCGCAGGAAUGCCACGAGCUCAUAUCUUUCUUCGGAGAGCAGCUGCUUGGCUUCCUUGACCUGGCCAUUCUCGGAAAGUUCCCCGACAGCCUGAUGCGGCUGCUGCUGGACGGGGUUUCCAUCCUCUCCUUCAAUCGAGAUAUGCAGCAACUGCUUGCAAGCUUCAACAUCUGGGGCAAGCUGAACAGGCUCGUCCGUAAAUAUCGGGAACGGAAUGCCUCAAGAGAUCACCGCAAGAUCGAGCUGGCAGUCUUGCGAAUAAUGUCUCAAGUGGCAGUGCAUCCCGCGCAUCGCUUGGGUCACUUGGCUGAAGAAACAGAUCCUGAUGAAGUCUACCCUCCGCGUAGCGAGUUCGAGGAACAGUUAGAAGGUUGGGUAAAGCGGAAGGAUGAGCACUGCAAGACGAUCGCAUCCCUACUUCUCAACAUCUUUCAGGAGCAGAAGUUCCAGAAGCAUCCGAGCCAAGUAGAAACCACCUUGCACAGCAUCCUGGACUGGUGGCAGGUGCACUACUUGCUUACCCACGCCUGUGCCAGCAAGUAG